This is a messenger RNA of Bacillus rossius redtenbacheri, 4772 nucleotides long. Its product is annotated as putative nuclease HARBI1. The coding region runs from base 945 to 2108 and encodes 387 amino acids. NCBI's taxonomy places the organism in Eukaryota, Metazoa, Arthropoda, Insecta, Phasmatodea, Bacillidae. The transcript has 6 exons. The record is from RefSeq and is a predicted model, not a curated record.
CCCCCCCCCCCCCCCCCCCAUUUUUGGAAGUGAGACGUGACAAUAUUGUAAGUUUGUUUUGAAAUGUGCAUAAAAUAGUGACCUGGGUGAACUCCAUAACUCCAUGCAUUUUUCGUCUAAAUGAUUAGGACAAGAGGUUAGGGAUUGUACUGAUGCUCUUUUUAAGAUUUGAAAUGUAGAUUAGGGUAUGUUAGCUUUGUGUUAUUGUUUAUGAUUGAGUUUGGUAAUGCUGUAUUCUCUUGUUUAUAGGCUGUUCUUUGCUAAGGAAUUGUAUGUGUUAUUUUUCUUAAGAUAUUUUGUAAUUUAUCAAUGGCUCUCUAAUAAUACUUCAAGUUUGAUGAUAAUUAUAAAUAAUGUAAUGGAAACAGAGAGUAAAGCCUUUUUUCGAUCUGUUAAUUGAAUUGUGAGGCCUGGUAGAUGGCAUUUGGUGCAGGUUGCUCAGUAUUCUUUUAUUGUGUUUUUUUUUUAAUCCUCUUUUGUAAGAUCCUCAGGUGUGUUCUUCCUGUUUAGCAGAGUCUGUUUUAAGAUGUUUAUCUGUUUUAUAUCACGCAUCUCGGUUGGGCGUUGAGCCGAGGCAAAAGAGGACGACGUAGAGUGGACUGCUACGACGCGGAUGUGUGGAGCUGCACAUUGGCAAUCUCCGCUGCCGGCUAGCCUUCUACACCGAUGGAGUGGACGGUGGAUCCAGCGCCUGAAUUCCCUCAUCCCUCACGAUGCCGCUGCGAAGCGGGUGGACUGUACGCGCUUGACCCAUGGCCGCUUUGACUUUUCCCGGUUUUCCCUGAUCGUAUCAACCCAGGUCUUGUUAUCAACACGUUGCCUCUGUUGUAGUCGUUCUUUGGCUACACUGCUACGUGUGUACCUGCCUACAAUACUUCUAGCUUUACUUAACAGUCUGUCAACUCCUGGUAUUUCCUGCUUUGCAUCCUUGAUGCACAGCUUUAAUGUGUGGGCAAGACAUUGUGGAUGGGUCCGAGAUGAUUUUGAAGACACUGGAGACACAAAAAUACAGUGAAGUGUGUAUACAUAAUAAAAUGGCAGCGAUAUUGAGACGGUUGGACUUAAUUGACGACAUUGAGAGACAAGAGGGGCGUCAAAAGAUUAAGCUGCUGCGACGGGGGAUUCGGGACAUCCUAAAUCCAUUCACAGAAAUGGAAGAAGAACAAUUCAGGGUCACUUACAGGUUACCUCCUGUCUUAGCACUAGAACUAACACAGAUUUUGAAGCUGCAUUUAAGAAGUCCGAUGCGAAUAAUGUGCAUUUCGGAGGAAAUAAAAGUACUUAUUGCUCUUCAAUUUUAUGCAAGUGGCUCGUACCAGAAGUGUGUUGGUGAUAGCGUGCUGACGUGUGUAAGCCAACCCUCAGUUAGUCGAGCCAUCCGAAAUGUCACAAGGGCAAUCAAUACUGCCAUGUUGAACAACUGGGUUUACUUCCCAGAUAAUGAAAACGAGUUGCAACUGAACAAACAAAGGUUCAUGGAAACAACAGGCUUUCCAGGUGUAAUGGGAGCAGUGGACUGCACACAUGUUCUCAUUAUUUCUCCAACUGGCGAUGAGGAAGCAGUAUACGUGGACAGGAAACACAACCACUCCCUUAAUGUUCAGCUUAUCUGCAAUUACGACAUGCUUGUCAUGGAUGUCAACGCCAGAUAUCCUGGCAGUACACACGAUGCAGCUAUCUGGAGGCUGUGCAAUGUGAAGAGGACUUUGAUGAGGCGCUACAGAAAUGGAGACACCAAUUCAUGGAUACUGGGUGAUUCUGGAUAUCCACUUGAACCGUGGUUACUGACACCAAUUCUUCAUGCUCCAGAUGGAACGCCAGAAGCAAUAUACACGACGGGUCAUUGUAGUGCUCGAUGUGCAAUAGAGAGAUGUAACGGGUUGCUCAAAAGUAGAUUUCGAUGUUUAUCGAAAGCUAGGCAAUUGAAUUAUGCACCACACACUGCAGCGCUAAUAGUCAAUGCAUGUGUGGUACUGCACAACUUUUGUGUUAGAAACAAAUUGCCUCUGUAUCUCACUGUUGGUGAACAACCAGUGCCAGACAUCGAAGGGAUUUACCAGGAUCAAUAUGAGGCAGAUCAUGAGAUUGAUAUUCAAAAUGAUGGAUGACAGACAGUUGAUCUCCUUAUCAGGAGAUAUUUUCAGUAAUUUAUUAAGUUAGCAAAACUAUAUAAGUAAAGAUAUUUUUCAAUAAUGUGAUUUUUAAUGUACUUACUAAACAAUCCUGGGGGUCAAAAUUUUCCAUAUUACCAUUUUUAAUAAGAAAAAAAAACAGUUAUGUAAUGUUUUGUGUGCUAUGUACACAUUGAAUACAAAAUGUUGCAAUCAAAUUUUGAAGGAAUGUUCAAUACUUUGCUAAUUGUUUUAGUAUCGGCAGUUUUCAUUGUAGAUAAAAUAGAUACAAUACUUACCAACUUUUACAAUCUCUAGAAUAAAAAGUAUGUACAGAAGUUUGGGCUUGUGUACACUUUUAAAAACAUGGUUUAAUUUACUACUUUUGAUAAUGUCAUGGAAGUUGUUACGGCAGCAGAUUGUACAUUUCUCAUUUACCAUGUGUGCACUCCGUAGGGUGUGCGAUCACAUUGGUCACGUGUCCCCUUAAUACUGCAAACUUUGGGGCGACUGAAUUGCGCCCCAUUGGAAAGGGCGCCUUUCAGGUUUUUUCGAGCACACACACAAUUAUUUAAAUCCUGAUAGGCUGCCUUUCCAGAGUUGGCUGUUCGCUUUGCUUUAAGCGAAAGAAAACCCUGAAUUGUGCCCCAUCGGUAAGGCCGCCUUUCAGGUUUUUUCCUUGUACGCAUACAGUCCGUAAAAUCCUGAUGGGCUGCCUUUCCAGAGUUGGCUGUUCGCCUUGUUUUAAGCGAAAGAAAACCCUGAAUUGUGCCCCAUCGGAAAGGCCGCCUUUCAGGUUUUUUCCUUGUACGCAUACAGUUCGUAAAAUCCUGAUGGGCUGCCUUUCCAGAGUUGGCUGUUCGCCUUGUUUUAAGCGAAAGAAAACCCUGAAUUGUGCCCCAUCGGAAAGGCUCCCUUUCAGAAAUUUUUAGUUUUCGUUAGAUCGUUGUGGGCACUGAAUUUCGCCCCAUCGGAAAGGCCGCCUUUCAGGUUUUUUCCUUGUACGCAUACAGUUUGUAUAAUCCUGAUGGGCUGCCUUUCCAGAGUUGGCUGUUCGCUCUGUUUUAAGCGAAAGAAAACCCUGAAUUUCGCCCCAUCGGAAAGGCCGCCUUUCAGGUUUUUCCUUGUACGCAUACAGUUCGUAAAAUCCUGAUGGGCUGCCUUUCCAGAGUUGGCUGUUCGCUCUGUUUUAAGCGAAAGAAAACCCUGAAUUUCGCCCCAUCGGAAAGGCCGCCUUUCAGGUUUUUUCUUUGUACGCAUACAGUUCGUAAAAUCCUGAUGGGCUGCCUUUCCAGAGUUGGCUGUUCGCUCUGUUUUAAGCGAAAGAAAACCCUGAAUUUCGCCCCAUCGGAAAGGCCGCCUUUCAGGUUUUUCCUUGUACGCAUACAGUUCGUAAAAUCCUGAUGGGCUGCCUUUCCAGAGUUGGCUGUUCGCUCUGUUUUAAGCGAAAGAAAACCCUGAAUUUCGCCCCAUCGGAAAGGCCGCCUUUCAGGUUUUUUCUUUGUACGCAUACAGUUCGUAAAAUCCUGAUGGGCUGCCUUUCCAGAGUUGGCUGUUCGCUCUGUUUUAAGCGAAAGAAAACCCUGAAUUUCGCCCCAUCGGAAAGGCCGCCUUUCAGGUUUUUCCUUGUACGCAUACAGUUCGUAAAAUCCUGAUGGGCUGCCUUUCCAGAGUUGGCUGUUCGCUCUGUUUUAAGCGAAAGAAAACCCUGAAUUUCGCCCCAUCGGAAAGGCCGCCUUUCAGGUUUUUCCUUGUACGCAUACAGUUCGUAAAAUCCUGAUGGGCUGCCUUUCCAGAGUUGGCUGUUCGCUCUGUUUUAAGCGAAAGAAAACCCUGAAUUGUGCCCCAUCGGAAAGGCCGCCUUUUAGGUUUUUUUCUUGUACGCAAUCAGCUCGUAAACUCCUGAUGGGUUACUCAGACAGUUUAUACUCUUUAUUUUAUUCCAAGACAAUUUUGAAUUGUCCCCUAUUGUUGAAUGAUCGGCGCAGAUAAAACCCUUUUACGCUCAAAAUGCAAUCAAUGUAUGUCUAUACAAAUUAAUAUUCAACUUAUGGUGUACGACAAAACGAACAAUUUUAGUUUCCUUGUAAUAUUUUAUUUAAACAUUAUAGUUAUCUGCUGACUGAUGUCUACCAUCAGAAACAAAAUCGAUGCUUAUACAAUCGCCCAAGAGAGCAUAAAGCUAUACGUGAAGGAAAUGCAACGUAAAUAAAAUUAUAAUACAACUUAUUGCUAGGUACUAUUACAGAAUAAGACCACGGGGCAUGAGGACAUCCAGUGGGCAUUACAGUGACUUGUACGGCCGUAGAUGUACACACAGGCACAAGACAGCUUUGUUUUUGACAUUCGGUGAGGGAUAGUAGAGAGCUUUUAUAAAGAUUGCCGUGACAACUUGUCUAUGUUCUUGCGGGUUUGUGGAAGUAGUGUUGCAUUUAGUGGGAUUUAAACUGUGUAACGCAGAAGGCCUACUGACCAUAGUUCUAAUCUAGGUUUUUUGCACCCAUGAAUGUGAAGCCAUGUAAAGUUAAUGUAAUAGAAAAAAGUUUAAAAUAAUCAAAAUGAAUAAGUCUAUGUGAAAGCGUCUGAGUGCCUGAUUAUGGCCAGUAAUUAUAACAUACAAAAUGAAGUGUACUCACCGAUAAACUAAGCUCUAAGCUCUCU